Molecule: messenger RNA, 6088 nt
Organism: Paramuricea clavata
Lineage: Eukaryota; Metazoa; Cnidaria; Anthozoa; Malacalcyonacea; Plexauridae
Source: the annotation of a GenBank genome assembly
AGUACGAUAGACCAACAGACAUUGCAUUCAGAAGUUCCAUCGCAGAUGCUCUUAACCGUUACUGUAAUGCAGAUGAUCAAAGAAGGACUGAGUGUGGUUUACCAGGGUACGUUUGUGAUUUUAUAGUUAUUCGGAUUUUGUGCGUGUCUUAUCGCCAUGAGGCAUGACACGUGAUGCUUUCAACCUCUUUUCAAUGCUUUCAUUUACUUUCAACAUGCAUGGUUACAGAUUGAAAUAUCCUUACAAAUAUAACCAAUAAAGGCUUACGAUUCAUGUCUAUCUAACGCAUAUCAUCUAUUCAUGAAAAUGUUGUUAUAGUUCAAAGAGAAAGACGCCGUGUAUAAGUUGCUCAUUAAGUCCAUUGCUUCAUUUAAUAUAGGCAUGGGAUUCUAUUCUCAGAGUCUAAUAUCUUCCGCCUACCUAAUGAAACGAUUCAAAAUAACGAUGACCUUUUAGUAUCAUAUUACGGAAUUUAUCCCAGUGGAAUUCAACGUAUCGAUCGUGUUCCUGUACCUCGAUCUGUACUACUGAGUGCUUUGAAUGACAGGCUGGACGCAAUUGUGGCUUCUACUGGAGUAACUGCAAUAAUCGAAGGUCAGUUUGUCGAGUAAUUCCUAAUCCUUGCGAUCCUAACCCUCAUCCUAUACCCCCUAUGUUUACAAAUAAACUUACUAGAUAUAAGACUGUGUACCAAAGCAAAUUACGUAAUUUACAGGCAUUUCUUCAUGAAAACUAUUCCAUAUUAUAAUUAUUAAUUCGCCUAUAAUUAACAUGCAAUCUAUUUGAAUUGUUCUCUGUAAUACAUAAUAAUGCAAUGAAUCACCACUACAAGUAUUAGUGAAACAAAAACCUGUUCCUAAAAAAGUCUGUUGUUGGAAGUAUGAGGAAAUGAAAGUCUGGAAGGUUUACAAGAAAACAGUUUCCCUCUUUCUAUGCGAAAAUUUUUUUUAAACUUUUGCUAAGCGGCUGUUUCAACAUGUACUGCAGUACAAGUGAUCAUUUCGCCUAACUGCCACUCAGUUUAGCCUUACGUUGUAUACAUUAUGAUUAAGGUGUUGGAACAUGUCAUUAUAUACCACUGGGGGGAAGUGGCUAUAUACUGAAUGUGAUUUAUAUAGCCGAGAGAAGAAUCGACGUGGAAUUUUUAUUUGAUAUCCCUCUUUGGAGUCCAACUUCGUUUUAAUAGAAUUUGAUGCAACUUGAAUCCCGCAUACUGAUUUUGAGUUACCAUUACAACUGUUGCAUAAUAUUCUUUGCGUUCCCAAUUUUUAGACAUUGACGAAUGUCAAAUGAAUAUAGAUGGCUGUGGGCAAUUUUGUACUAAUAUACCAGGCAGUUUUGUCUGUUCUUGUCUCAUGGGAUAUCAACUAGAUAACGACAAGACUACUUGUAUUGGUAGGUUCUUUCAACUAAUAUCCUUGUAUUAAAUAUCAUUGUAAUGUCAUUUUGAAAAACCGUCGAUGCGCUGACUACUUUAUAAUUCCUUCCUGUUUAAUCUGACUAUUUCGCGUUGAAAUUUCCCAACAUUGCGAUACCAAAAUCCCAACUUGUUCAUGCAUGCAAAUUGAAUCAUUUCAGUUUAUUUUCAAUAUGUUUACAAGAAAUUUUUAAAGAGAAUACCCGCAGUAAAACUGAUCAUUUUUAUCAUGACUUUUUUAAGUAACAACUUACUAUUUUUAACAUUAUUAAUUAAUUAUUGAUGAAAUUUAGACUUCGCUAGUGCGUUCCUUUCCCCGGGUGUAAAUAGCCGGGUACCCUCGCGCCGUUGGCUCGGGGAUAAAGAAAUUUAAGGCCAAUGUUCUCGGAAAUUGCAAAUAAUCAGAAAUCCUCGCUGCCAUGGUUGGAAAGCAUCUUCCCUCACCCGUACUUUCGUUUUGCGUUACAUUAUAUAUUAGGACCCUUGUGAACCCCGGGUACGAGGUUGUCAUGAUCAGGGGGCUCCAAUCCCGCCAAAACCUCUGUAUAAAAAAUUUUUCCGUGAAGUGCAACGUCAUGCAUUAAAGGUUAAUGCAAAAAUUAGUAGCAUGAUGCUAAUAAUAAUAAUAAUAAUAAUAAUAUAAUAUGCUCCUCAGACGCCAGCAAAUAAAUGACUGAAAAUGCCCUGAAGUUGCUAGCGCUGUUUUGGGACAAAAACGAUAGAUGAAAUCGACUAAAUUUGAAACACUGUCAUAUAUUCAUUUGCUUCCAGAUAUCGACGAAUGCUCUGCACAAACACAUAACUGCAAUGAUACAGGAACCGGAGAGAUAUGCCGCAAUAUCCCAACUAGUUUUGUCUGUGAAUGUAAUAGAACGCUUGAUCUUGGGCUAGUCAACGGUAUUUGUCAAGGUAUGUAUAUAGUAUACAAAGAAAGAGUGUAUGAAUGAAGUUGGCUAUAUAUAAAGAUGUGGCAUCCCCGUGUUAAAUAAUCAGUACCAAAGUAUUCAAUCAUUGUUUUAAUUAACGAAUUGUUCGCAUUUUAUCUGUUUUACCACGUAAUUCAUUGGACACGGCUUUGCUUAUAAACGAGGACUGCAUGAAUGGGCUUAAUUUUGCAGGUUUUAUUAUUGUAAGGUUAUAUCAUCAUUUGCGCUUCCACGUAAUCUUUUUGUUAAAUUUUAAUAUAGCACUCAAUGGAUCACGAGAACCGCUACCUGAGUCACGUAAUGCUACCACGAAUCAAACCGACAGUGCAGUUGAAUUUACCAUACCCAAUUUCCAAACAGAACAGGUAUGCAUAGCCUCCUCCGCAGGCCUCUCUAUGGGCUCCACCACCCGAUUCCUCGGGUGAGCUGCCUGCGGAGGAGGCUAAGGUAUGCACGGGCUUAUAAAAUAAACCGACACCAUGCAUUUCACUUUCUAAACCACGCGGGAAAAUACUUUAAGGCAGGUCAGAAAAACUUAGUCGAAACUUCGUGUUUAAUUUCCUCGAGGGCUUACAUCCACGAAAUUUCAGCCAAAUUCAGUGCUUCAGUUUAAGUCCCCUAACUUCACGCAAACCUACAUAUUUUCCUAAAAAAGCCUUUUGCAUGCUUAAUUAAUGCCUUUACCUAAUUUGCAUAUUUCAGCAAUAUGCAAAUUACGUAAAGGCAUUAAUUACGCGUGCAAAAGGCUGAUUUUUUAGGGGAAAAUGAAUAGUUAAAGGGCUUAAACUAAAGCAAAUUGUCUGAAAUCUUGCUCAGUAAUUAAAAACCCAACACAUGUUCUAUCCAUUAACUCAAAAUACGAUUAAAGUUUUUAAAUUUCGUGCGCAAGCCAUUUUUAGUUUGUUGGCUUAUAUAUGUAUAUAUAUUUUACAUGUUAUACGUAUAGCUUGGGCAAUGAAAUUCUAUUGAUAUUACGAAACUUUGAUGCGCUUUAGUAGCUAGUUACGUAGUAAAUUAAUCUUAUCGCCUAUAUAUGCCUGGGCAUGGGAUCAUUAGACAUUAGCUUGGAAAAAUCUGACACUUUUUGUGCUUGUAAUCCACUGACGUAAACAUUUUUUUAAUUUUAUCUGAGAUAUUUUGUUUUAAUUACAGUAUGAUGGACAAACAGACGCUCAAUUGAGAGCUGCGAUUGCAGAGGCUCUUAACAGAUACUGCAAUGUGGAUGCUUCGAGAAGAGCUGAAUGCGGUCUGCCGGCGUAAGUGUUCCAGUCGUCUAGAGGGUUGAUUAGAGAGUUGAGCUCAUAGGGUCGUGCCGCAAAGACAUAACGGCCAAACAGUCGUCAAAAUAUGAUAAUGAAUUGAUUAUGAUAAUAAAAUUAAAGAUUGCAUUACAAUCCGAAGUGCCCGAAUUAUAAAUACGAUGUAACUUCCACUGUUGCACACUACUUACAUGUAUAGUGAGGACGUUGUCGUACAAGUGUACAAGACAAGAAAAUACCUGCAAAACGUCCAUCCGUUUAUUGAUUUUAUCAUAUUUUCUACCGAUCGAGGCAUUUUAUUAUGCCGUUGGUCGUUGUCUUCGUAUUCGCUUUUUUACCGUACUAUAUCAUUAAAGUGGAAGUCAAGUCCGUUCUGCGCAUCGGUUCUGCUCAUAACAAUGUGAGGAUCCUCUAAUGUAAACAUUGCCCAAAUUUCGAAUGUUUCGAAUUUUUCUGAACAUAAACUUUAUUUCAUAUUCAUUUAGAAGCAUAGCGAACCAAAAUGGUGUUAGAUAUUCAGACAGUAUACAUCAUAUUUUAAAAAAUACAGCAGUUCAAAAUGUAAACAAACGGAUUUAAAAACCAUUUGUUUACAUACGGACUUGAUUUCCACUUUAAUUAAACAGUUUAAACUCCAAAAGACCAGGAGCCUGGUAUUAUUUGGUCAGUCUACCUCAACUGCAGUUCUGGUAUGUAGUAUUUCAAACCCUGAACAUAUUUAAUUUAUAUUUCAGAUCUGGAUUUGUAUUUACUGAACAAAAUGUUCAUCGAAUACCAACAGAUCCAACACAGGAUGGUGGUAACACAUCGGUAUCAUUUUACGCUUUAUAUCCAAAUGGUGUGCGUAAUGGAACGGACAUUCCAGUUCCAAAACAGGUGUUGUCAGAGGCAAUAAGGGAAAAUUUGGAUAAUAUCCGAGCUUCAACAGGGUUAGAUUCGUUAUCGUUGGCUGAAGAGACAGCUCCAAGCGACGACGAUGAACCAAUUGACGACGAUGAACCAAUUGACUGGCCCCUUGCACUUGGUCUUUCAUUAGCAGGAGCGUUGUUCUUGGUGAUGGCUGUUGGCGUAGCUUGGAUGUAAGUAUAUUAUAAAGAAGUAUUUGAAUCUAUCCGAGAUCGUGUUAUAUAUAUGCAUCAUUAUAAUUUGGUUUAAAACAUUUGUAAUUAGGAUUUUACAGCUUCGUAAUGAAAAGCGAAACCAAACCAGAUGAAUUUACAUCCAUUUCUUACUCACGUUUGUAUACUUCCAUGGUGCCAACUCGUUGCUGAGUUUGCAUGCUUCUCUACCUUUCGUUAUAUUUUCUUAUUGUGCAUGUGCUUUAAUUCUUAUACCUUGUGUUUACCCCCACAAGCGCUUGACGGAAAGGUUUUAUGGUUACUCAUUGAUUGUAACGAAGACAUACAAUUGAACUAUGGAAAUAAUUGUUCUAAAGGAAAAAUCACUUUUAUAAUUUAAGGAUGCCAGCUAUAUGCUACAUGCUCAUUAAUUGAUCGGGUUAUAUAAACCGCAUGAAAUUAACCAACUUACAAGUUAAACUAACUUACCUUAUUGCGUUUGUUUUCAGAUGUUGCUGUAGAUCCAGAGCCAAAAAACCUCACCGUCCUCGACGAUUUGUGUACGAUGCCUAUCGCCACCGACCAAAUCGUCGUUUAAAUGUUGCAGAUUUAGAACCAAGCUUUGGUACAUUCCAUUCAAUGAGUGGUGAAACUUAUUCAGGAUUUGACGAAGACGGUCUACCCGUAGACAUACAAACGGAUUAUGAUGGAUUAUCUCGGCAAGCACGCACAGUAUCACACAUCCCCACUGCUACUGGAUCACGUGCAAGUUUAAGAUAGAGUUGAUAGUCUGUAUAUGCGCAUGCGUAGCUAUUCACAGUAGUUGUUCACAUGAUCAAUAAACGAUGAGACGAGAAUGUAACAUUGUGAUACUAUAAGGUAAUUAAUUAACUAAAACACAUCCAUGGAUCGACAGUAUAGGACACCAGACACUGGUGCCGCAAAUAUAUUUAUUAACGCCUUUAGAGGUAUGGGAAAUUUAUCUGGAUAUAUGGUAGUUAUUUUUUCUGCUAUACGAGCUUUUUCGAUUAUUGAUCCUGUAAACAAUCGCCUGAAAGUGAACUACUAAAAUAUUCUACGAAUUUAGAUAUAGUCAUACUGCACGCCACCUUUUAUUUCAAGGUUUUAUUAUUCUAACAAUAUAUAUAAUUAUAUAAUUACUCAUAUCUAAGUUUACGGCGCAAAAACACUAAUUUAUAGCUCCUCUUAGUUAUUUAAUCAACAUAUGCCAGAUCUAAUGUGGGCAGAAUUACAAAAAAUUUCAAUUACAUAAUUAAUAUCAAGUGUGAGACACAAUCAUGUUCUGGUUCCCUUACGAUGAAAUAAGCCCAACACCAAGUGGAAAGAAACAGUGUAGUGAGUUUUCAUGUGACGUCACGGCGGCCAUGUUGGAGGGCAAGUAUCGACAUUCAAUGGAGUGAAUAAAGG